UACAGCGAAUGAUGAAAAUAAUUAAGCAACAUUAAUACACCUCUAAAUGGCAAUUUUGGAUCCUUAAGUGUCCCCUACUCUAGGAUUUACCCUUUCAAAAGAAUGCACUUAGAUUGUUUAUCUUUACAGUUUGGAAUUUAGUCCAAAACAAAAAAAAAAAAAAACAAGUACCAUUUGGUAUUCAUAAAUUAUUGUGGCGCUACAAUCACUUUGUUCAAUGAAAAAACUUAUAAAAUAAACUCUUUGUUAUUUAAAUGUAUAGCUCCAUUAUGUUUGCUCUUUAGUUUCUCAAGAAUUGUAUCUCACAUUCUUCACUCAAUCCUCUCAACCACCAUCCACCACCGUCAACCACCACUUACCACCGUCAUGAAACACCAAGAAAACGCAAAAUGACAAAAGUUUUUGGUUCAUGCUAGUGACCAUCUUCACCACCACCAUUAAUUAAUAGCUAGCUAGCACCGCUGUGUUAGGGUGGAGCAAGGAGGAGGAGCUCAUUAUCUCCGGUAAGAGAAAACUCAUACGAGAACUUUAAUAGUAGCAGUUUAAUACAUGUUCCAUAAAAGAUACACAAGAACUUUUAGUUUCACAUGCAUGGUAAUUUUUUUCAUCAAGAGUUUGUGUGAGUUUGAAGCAAACGUCCAUUAACACACAACAAUCUCUAGUAAUUCACAUGCAUGUUGUCUCCUUAGAGUAAACUUUCAAAAACACCACCAUCUUGACCACCAUCAUUUUUGCUACAACCCCAUUUCUUGGUUUUAAUUUACACUCAAUAAUGGAGAAGAAAAGACACCAUUUUUUCACUUUCCCUUCAUGUUAUUUCUUGUUUUGCUUGUUUUUUUGGUUAUGUUUGAGUCCAAAGACUGUAUUUUUAGUGAGCUCUAUUUCUUCUGAUGGAGAAUCUCUUCUUUCUCUGCUUAAAUUUGUUGACCCUUAUGCAAAAUCAUCUUCCUCUGUGCUUUCUUCUUGGAACCCUUCAAGUUCAACUCCAUGUUCUUGGCAAGGGAUUACAUGUUCCCCUCAAGAAAGAGUAAUUUCACUUUCUAUCCCCAAUACUUUCCUCAAUCUCUCUUAUUUGCCCCCUGAACUCUCUUCCCUUUCUUCUCUACAGCUUCUCAAUCUUUCUUCUACUAAUAUUUCUGGUACAAUCCCUCCAUCGUUUGGUUCUUUCUCUCAUCUUAGGCUUUUAGACCUUUCUGGUAACUCACUUUCAGGUUUUAUUCCUUCAGAACUUGGUGGGCUUAGUUCACUUCAGUUCCUGUUCUUGAAUUCAAAUAGAUUGACUGGUAAGAUACCACCAGAGUUAGCAAAUCUCUCUUCACUGGAAAUCUUUUGUCUUCAAGAUAAUCUCGUCAAUGGUUCAAUUCCAUCACAGUUAGGAUCCUUGUUGUCUCUUCAGCAGUUUAGGAUUGGGGGAAAUCCAUAUUUGACUGGUGAAAUUCCUCCACAAUUAGGGUCACUCACCAAUCUCACAAUGUUUGGUGUCGCGGCUACCGGUCUUUCGGGUGUUAUUCCACCCACAUUUGGGAAUUUGGUCAAUCUUCAAACACUGGCUAUUUAUGACACUGAAGUAUUCGGUGCGAUACCCCCUGAACUCGGGAUGAUUUCGGAGCUUAGGUACUUGUAUCUGCAUAUGAAUAAGUUAACCGGUUCGAUCCCCCCUCAGUUGGGUAAGUUACAAAAGCUUACUAGCUUGCUUUUGUGGGGAAAUUCGUUAACCGGACCUAUCCCGGAUGAGCUUUCGAAUUGUUCAUCCCUCGUCAUUCUUGAUGUUUCUGCGAAUGAAUUAUCAGGUGAAAUUUCUGGUGACUUGGGGAAGCUAUUGGUUCUUGAACAGCUUCAUUUGUCUGAUAAUGCAUUUACCGGUUCUAUACCGUGGCAGUUAAGUAAUUGCACUAGCUUGACAGCUCUUCAGCUAGAUAAGAAUCAAUUAUCUGGGCAAAUUCCAUGGCAAGUUGGCAAGUUAAAGUACUUGCAGAGUUUUUUCUUGUGGGGGAAUACGGUUACAGGUACCAUUCCAGCUGCUUUUGGAAACUGUACCGAGUUAUAUGCACUCGAUCUUUCGAGGAACAAGCUCACAGGAUCGAUCCCCGAGGAGAUAUUUGAUUUGAAGCAGCUGAGUAAAUUGUUGCUUCUCGGGAAUUCGUUAACUGGACGAUUGCCUCGAAGUGUCGCGAGAUGCCAGUCUCUCGUGAGGUUGAGGCUCGGUGAGAACCAGCUUUCAGGACAAAUCCCUAAGGAGAUUGGUCAAUUGCAGAAUCUCGUGUUUCUUGAUUUGUAUAUGAACCAUUUCUCUGGGGGCUUGCCUUCUGAAAUUGCCAACAGUACAGUUCUUGAGCUAUUGGAUGUUCAUAACAAUUACCUAACCGGGGAAAUACCGGACGAGAUGGGAGAGCUUGUGAAUUUAGAGCAGCUUGAUCUUAGCAGGAACAGCUUCACCGGUGAGAUCCCUUCGAGUUUUGGUAAUCUCAGUUACUUGAACAAACUUAUUCUCAGUAACAAUCUGCUUACUGGUCCAAUUCCUAAGUCUUUUAAGACCUUGCAGAAGUUAACUCUACUUGAUUUGAGCUCGAAUAGUCUUUCCGGUGAUAUCCCAUCUGAUCUUGGCUAUGUCACAAGCUUAACGAUCAGUUUAGAUUUGAGCUCGAAUCGUUUAACGGGUGAACUUCCUGAAACAUUGUCCGGUUUGACACAGUUACAAUCUCUUGAUAUUUCUCAUAAUUUGUUGAGUGGAAGAAUCACAAUUCUAAGCUCCUUAACCAGCCUUACUUCCCUGAAUGUUUCGUAUAACAAUUUCUCGGGGCCUAUUCCUGUCACACCGUUCUUUAAAACUCUCAAUUCGGAAUCUUUUCUGGAGAAUUCAAAGCUCUGUCAAUCAGUUGAUGGUACUAGUUGUUCUACACAUAUAAUGGGAAGGAACGGGUUGAAGUCAGUGAAAACCAUAGCUUCGGUUGCAGUAAUUCUGACUUCCAUAGCCAUAGCAGUGGUGGCCACGUGGAUUCUUGUGACACGAAAUAACCGGUAUAUGUUUCAUAAGUCCCAAGGCAUGUCAGCCUCCUCGGUAGGGGCAGAAGAUUUUUCCUACCCAUGGACUUUUAUACCCUUUCAAAAGUUUAAUUUCACCAUCGACAACAUCUUGGAUUGCUUGAAAGACGAAAACAUCAUCGGGAAAGGAUGUUCAGGUGUUGUAUACAAAGCAGAAAUGCCUAACGGUGAGGUGAUUGCAGUGAAGAAGCUUUGGAAAACAAAGAAAGACGAGGAGCCGGUGGAUUCUUUUGCUGCAGAGAUUCAAAUUCUCGGACAUAUUAGGCAUCGAAACAUAGUGAAGUUAUUGGGAUAUUGUUCAAACAAGAGCAUUAAGCUUCUUCUCUAUAACUACAUUUCGAAUGGAAAUCUUCACCAGCUCUUGCAAAGUAACAGAAACUUGGACUGGGAAAUUAGGUACAAAAUUGCAGUUGGAUCAGCUCAAGGCCUUGCUUAUCUGCACCAUGACUGUGUUCCCACCAUUCUUCAUAGAGAUGUCAAGUGCAAUAAUAUACUUCUCGACUCCAAGUUUGAUGCUUAUAUAGCAGAUUUUGGACUUGCAAAGCUAAUGAAUUCGCCAAACUAUCACCAUGCUAUGUCUAGUGUAGCAGGUUCCUAUGGAUAUAUUGCUCCAGAAUAUGGAUAUACGCUGAAUAUAACAGAAAAGAGCGAUGUCUAUAGUUAUGGAGUGGUGCUGCUGGAAAUACUUAGUGGGCGUAGUGCUGUUGAUACACAAAUAGGUGAUGGGCUACACAUUGUUGAGUGGGUAAAGAAGAAGAUGGGAAGCUAUGAACCAGCUGUGACAGUUCUUGAUGCUAAGCUACAAGGUUUACCGGAUCAAUUGGUGCAAGAAAUGCUGCAAACGCUUGGAAUAGCGAUGUUCUGUGUGAACUCAUCGCCGGCUGAAAGGCCAACAAUGAAGGAAGUUGUGGCACUUCUAAUGGAAGUGAAAAGUUCACCUGAUCAAGAAUUUGGGAAAACUUCUCAGCCUCUAAUAAAACAGUCCUCAACCCAAAGUUGAUUAUUUUUGUAUUGUUUUUUGCGUUUGACUAAGAAGAGUUAGAAAUUAAUUUUCUUAAGAGAUCCCAAGAUAAGAGCAAUGUCAACUCAUUGUUGGAAGGAGAGGAAAACUCUUGUUCCUAGUAUUAGACAAUGUCUUGGGUUUCAUUGUGUACAUAUUUCAGAAACAUUGAAGUAGUUUAUUUGCUUCUUUAUUUCUUCAUAUCCAUCUCUGCGCUGAGAUUUUAGCUUAAAUCUGCUUACAAUUGCACCAUAUAAGGAAAUAUAGAAAGGAGAAACCAUACAAGAGAAAAAAAAAAAACUAACUCUGAAAACCAAAGAUAGCCACAAUACUCAUGUUAUGACAGAAUGUCAGCUUUUCAAACAUAACUUGAACAAUUUUAAGUACAAAAGACUUU
Messenger RNA from Lycium barbarum (goji berry), 4439 nucleotides. Its product is annotated as LRR receptor-like serine/threonine-protein kinase RGI5. Lineage: Eukaryota; Viridiplantae; Streptophyta; Magnoliopsida; Solanales; Solanaceae. Gene Ontology annotation, biological process: protein phosphorylation. The transcript is spliced from 2 exons. Gene Ontology annotation, molecular function: protein binding; ATP binding; protein kinase activity. The coding region runs from base 773 to 4042 and encodes 1089 amino acids. Gene Ontology annotation, cellular component: plasma membrane. The record is from RefSeq and is a predicted model, not a curated record.